Harmonia axyridis is the source of this 3865-nucleotide messenger RNA. It is a transcript of the gene Mitf, whose product is annotated as transcription factor EC. The record is from RefSeq and is a predicted model, not a curated record. Gene Ontology annotation, biological process: regulation of transcription by RNA polymerase II. Gene Ontology annotation, cellular component: nucleus. Lineage: Eukaryota; Metazoa; Arthropoda; Insecta; Coleoptera; Coccinellidae. The coding region runs from base 180 to 1646 and encodes 488 amino acids. Gene Ontology annotation, molecular function: RNA polymerase II cis-regulatory region sequence-specific DNA binding; DNA-binding transcription factor activity, RNA polymerase II-specific; protein dimerization activity. The transcript has 6 exons.
ACACGCUGAAUAUACUCGUCCAUGACAUUGUUAUCCGCAAAUUGAACGAGAGUUGGUGAGAAGCACUCGAAUAGAAAGCAGCAAACGCGGGACGGACCAACUUUUUUAAUAUGUAACUUCUGUUUUUUUUUUUUUUUUGGAGAAAAACACCGGAACACUGUGCGUGUUUCUAAAAAAAAAUGGCGGAAUCUGGCAUCGACCUGGGCUAUGACCUGUCAGCACUGAUUUCGGACGAUUUUGACAUAGAAAGUGCGAUCGAUUUUGACGAUUUGUUGGGUACACCGAAAAAUCAAGAAUUUUACGAAUUAACUUCCAAAACAAUACCUGCUACUGAAAGUCCUCCGAAUCUGAAGACAGCCACACCACUCUCCAGGACACAGCUCAAACUCCAGCUGAUGCGAGAUCACUCUCUUCUCGAGAAAGAGAGACAGAUGCAAGCAGAAGCCCAAAGGCGCCAACAGGAACAGCAGAACCAGCAAAUACAAAAAACACCAGCCACUCGAGUGCCAAUCCACAACCUCCCUCUAGACGUGCCACCACAAGUUCUUCAGGUUCAAACCCGCCUAGAAAACCCGACACGAUACCACGUGAUCCAAAAGCAGAAAAGUCAAGUUCGUCAGUACCUGAGCGAAUCGUUUCAAAAUGCGCCAUCUAUGUUCAUGAAUUUCAACCGGCUUCCUGAACGGCCUGAGAUACAUAGUGCGCCUAGUGGCCAGAAUGUGUUAGCACCAAGUCCGGACCCCAUUGCUCUAUCACCAGCACUGAGCUCUGGUGCAACGAGCACGUCAGAGGCUGAAGAUCUCAUCGAUGAUCUGCUUUCUCUAGAAUCAGGUUCCUUAGCAUCUGAUAGCUACAAAACCUCAGAUAACUCUUUAACAGGAAGCAUAAAGAAUGAACCAUUCAUAUAUAGUGACGCUGAAUUACAUGCAUUAGCCAAAGAUCGUCAAAAGAAAGAUAAUCACAAUAUGAUUGAACGACGAAGAAGAUUUAAUAUAAAUGAUAGGAUAAAGGAAUUAGGUACACUGCUGCCUAAAAAUAACGACCCAUAUUAUGAAAUAGUGAGAGAUGUAAGACCAAAUAAAGGAACGAUAUUAAAAUCAUCCGUUGAAUAUAUAAAAUGCCUGAAAAAUGAAAUACAAAGACUCAAGCAAGCGGAAGCAAGGCAAAAACAGACGGAGCAUGUCAAUAGGAGGUUACAACUCAGGGUACAGGAGCUGGAGCGACAGGCUAAAUCUCAUGGAUUACCCAUUUCCGACUUCAAUUGGCAAGGCAUAACACCUACAGGGGCUUCACCCUAUGGUACCUACAACACCCAAAUGCCAUAUGCAACACCACCAACGUUAGGAAGCAAUCAUGCUGUUAUACCCAGCAUGAUGAUUUCUGAUCCUGUGAAAAAGAUGCCUGAUAUAAUAACCGAAGCGACUCUAAGUUUACAAACGAUGAACGAUCUAAUGGACGAUGAAGAGUCUGUUAGCGCAGUCAACAACGAUCCAAUGCUCUCUGAGCCAUUGUUGGCAUCUUCUCCAGCACAUCCAGGUCAUUCAGACAACUUGCUCUGCGACCCUUGCGAGCCUAGGCUACCAACACCUUGUAGUCAUAUGGACCCUGUAGAGGGAGACACCUUAGAUAUAGAUAUGAUAGCGUGACCCACUCUUGCUGUUACCAGUGUUUAAUCUUUUCGUUGAAACGUGCAUCGUAGGCAAUUAUCUGCCCCAUAGUGAUAGUAUGUAGUCCAUUGAGAGCAGUUCGGAGAGUUGUUCAGAAAUUAUCGAACAUUUUUUUUAAUUAUCGAAUCAUGGUGAGGACAAAUGAUGUGGAACAAUUUUGGAUCAAUUGGAAUGAAUUGAUCUGAGUUGAAAACUUUUAGUAGCAGAAUCACCUUCUCUUUUCCCCUCAGCAAAUUGUCGACAAGCAAGACAGCCAUUUUUUAAUAUUCUUCUUGCUAGGUUCGAUGGCAAUUGAUGAUUUUGUUAUGUGUCUUCAAUGCUCAGUAAUAAACGAUUCGGUAUCUUCAAAAAACUGGAAAAUCCGGUAUUUAUGGUAUACGUAUACAUCGAAACAUGAAAAAUUCCUCAAAUAUAUAUUUGAGGAAAUUUUUUAUUUUUUUUUAAUAACGUUAUUUCUGAUCUCUUAAAUCGCUCGUAAUUGAACAGUAUUCUUGUUUUUCAACUUGGAUCUCUUAUAAACUACAAUAAAUUUGCGAUUGUAACAACCUCACCAACGAAGAAUGACCCCUAAUAGUCAAUUAGUAUUUUGGAAAUGUUUUAAUUUUCUGAACUAGAUGUAAAAUUUAUUUUAUUGAUAUUUAAUUGUAUGUUCGUUUGUGAGAAUAUUUGACGUAGUGAUCAAAUGAAUUGAAUUAAAUAAGUUUGAAUCUUGCAAUACCAUUCAACAUAAUAAAUAAUUUUAGUAUUUGUGAUGCAACAAGUGAUUAUUAGAAAUAAAUAUAUAAGAGUUUUCAGUUUUAGAUUAGUAAUAAUUGAAGAAUUCAUAAACUCGAAAGAUCUGAGGGUAAAAAUGAAUUGAAAUGAAAAAACAAAUCACAUCAAUCAAUUGAGUAGUGGCUUCUAUGCAAAUAAUUCUUUUUUUCUCUAAAUUGCUAAAUUUGAGUUGAUUCAAUACAAAGAACUCAGAAACUCUCAUGUACCUUAUCCCAAGUGAAAACUCACGUAACAUUUUUACCCUCCAGAUAUUUCGGGUAAUAAUUUUUAUACUACAUACCAAGUGCAACAUAUCAUAAUGUAUAUACAAGAGUGUCUCUGAAAUAUGAGAUUAUAUAAAACUACGCUAAUAUGAAAUAUUUUUUCUAAAUAUUUGUACUUAGAACGAAGUAAUUUUGUUAUAUGUUUACGAUCAUACCAUGUUUAUGAUGGGUCCUCUGAUAGAUUCUGGAAAUUUUCAGAAGGACCCAUAUAUUUUGAAUGUGUGAAUAUCCGAUGUUGGUGCUCAAAAUUUCCUGUUUCAAUUAUCUUGUGUAUACUUUGAAUGAAUAUUUAUUGAAACAAGUACGAGUCGACUGAGAUAAUUGACUCGUCUUGAUGAUACUUCUUCGUUGAACCGAAGAUUUAGUGUAGAAUGAAGACUGAAGAUCGCACAAUCUAAAUGAAGAAUUAUUGUUACUUCAUCGAAAUUCAACAAAGUUCAAACAUCAAUUGAGAAUUAUACCUAGAGUAGAGAUAGAUAUAAAUUUUAUCAUUAUACAUACAGAAAAUCCUAUAUCGAUGUUAAAAGUUAAAUUAUCAAAUAUCCAAAAAAUGUUUUUAUGCAAUCAAUUAACUACUCAACUUGAAAAUUACUCUAAGAUGUGUUUAUCAAUUUGAACUUGCUGAAAAACCUUUUCAUAUGAGAAUCAUAAUCAACCAAUUUUGUAUAACUUGGUUCUGUUUUUUUUUCCUUUUUUUUUCCAAUAAUCAUUUUGGAAGAUGGAUUCCAAUUUGAAACAAAUUUCAUCUAAACCUAUGAUUGGCGAUUUUCAAGUUGAAAUUUCAUCAGAUGAUAUUCUUCUGAUUUAUGAUUCAUGUCCAAGUGAAUAUACCUGCUAAUUCCUAUUUCACUUGAAUAAUUUCUGUUUUCAAACUAGAUAUUUUUUAUUCGGAAUUUGUCAAUUCUGAAGUGACUCAUCGUUUCUGUGAAAACUCUUUUUUAAAUUAUCAAUUAAUUUUCAUUGAAAAAAAAAGAAUUUUCACUGAAACUCAUAUUUUUUAAAUUUAUUUAUGUCCAGCCUUCAAAUUUCAGUAUUGUGAUUGAUUGCAUUGAUAAAUGUAACUGACGACCAAUAACACAAAUAAUUGUUCUGUUAUGGCAAUAAAAAGAUUCUAUAUUUACGUUAAAUAUAUUUAUCUAUUAUUUUAUGCAAUAUGUUUAA